CAGUCAGCUAGAGAUUCUGGUGGAAUCAUAGGCACAGAGACAGCUCAGCUAGUCUAAGGCUGGACUCUUUAACACAACCAUCCUGUCAUCUAUUGCUACAGCUGUUGUUGCUGCCUUGUCAAACACUUGCAGAAGCUUGGGGAGGGUGUAUGAGACAAUCUGUAAUACAGCAAAAGAGACUGAGCAAACCAGGGUACUUAGAGGAAGCAUACUGUUCACUAUGGCAUCCAACUUCAAUGAUAUUGUAAAGCAAGGCUAUGUAAAAAUCAGAAGCAAAAAGCUUGGGAUUUAUAGACGCUGCUGGUUAGUUUUUAAGAAAGCUUCAAGUAAAGGACCGAGAAGGCUAGAAAAAUUCCCAGAUGAAAAAGCCGCCUACUUUAGGACAUUUCAUAAAGUAACAGAGCUACACAACAUCAAAACUAUAACACGACUGCCUCGAGAGACCAAGAAACAUGCGGUAGCAAUUAUCUUUCAUGAUGAGACUUCAAAGACAUUUGCCUGUGAGUCAGAGCUGGAAGCAGAGGAGUGGUGCAAGUCCCUAUGCAUGGAGUGUUUAGGAACAAGACUUAAUGAUAUAAGCCUUGGUGAACCAGAUCUGCUGGCUGCUGGGGUGCAAAGAGAACAGAAUGAAAGGUUCAAUGUAUAUCUUAUGCCAACACCAAAUUUAGACAUCUAUGGAGAAUGCACAAUGCAGAUCACACAUGAAAACAUCUAUCUGUGGGAUAUUCACAAUGCAAAAGUGAAGUUGGUUAUGUGGCCGCUUAGCUCUUUAAGAAGAUAUGGAAGAGACUCCACUUGGUUUACCUUUGAAUCAGGAAGAAUGUGUGACACGGGUGAAGGGCUAUUUACAUUUCAAACAAGAGAAGGAGAGAUGAUCUAUCAGAAAGUCCAUUCUGCAACACUGGCGAUAGCAGAGCAACAUGAAAGGCUUAUGUUAGAACUGGAGAAAAAAGCAAGACUGCAGACUAAUUUGACAGAACCAAUGACAUUGUCCAAGUCCAUAUCCCUUCCUCGGAGCGCGUACUGGCAUCAUAUCACCAGACAAAAUAGCGUUGGGGAAAUUUACAGCUUACAAGGAUGUCUGAUGGGAGAUUCUUCAGAUUUCUUGGUUUCUUGGUCAAGAACUGAUGACAUCAAGCCAGGGAUGCAGGUAACCGUUUCAGUACAACAAAGAUGUCUCGUGCACAGACGUUUUCCAGCUACUCCUCUGAGCCGUGCAAGAAGUACCAGCAGCCCUUGUCGGUGUUUAGUGGCUAUGACUCCAUCUACUGCUCGUGCAUCCUCUAGUGACAUUCAGAAGGCUAUUGACUACAGAGACAAUGUAAACUGGAAUUUGAAAGUUGGGUCAUCAAGUCAUCUUCACCCUGGGCACUCACGAAAGAUGAAUUACAAUGAUGGCAGAGAUCGAGGAUUCCAAAUGGAAAACUAAGAAAUCCCUGUAGAAGAUUAAGUGUAUUUUCAGUUAUUUAUUUAUUUAUUGUUUUUUUUUAUUCCACUUUUUUCUGUUAAAGGUCUUAUAAUUACUGUCAAUACCAGUUUGUAGACAGACUUGGGGCCAAGAGAGCAUUCAAAUUGGAACCUUCGAAUAACUUAUUACAAUGGAACCUUGGAGUAGUUUGCUGGAGCUAUUUCACUUCUCCAAAUGAUGUGCAGAUUUUUGGUGUGUUUUGUCAUUGGUUAAAGUAGUCUAAUAUCAUAUCUUAUGGAUCUAGCUACACCAACUUAAAUAGUGAAUUUAUCAGGUCCACCAGUUUUGUCUAUAUUUGGUUUGCAAGAUAAACAUAAAGCUUUUCCUAUGGAGCACACAUGGAGCAGUACUAUGUACCAGGAAAAUGGGACAUUUAACAGGGCGCUGAACUCGACAAAAAUCUUCCUUCUUCUGCUCUAAAGUUCAUUCACAGUCCAGGGUUCAGCGCCCUGUUAGAUGUCCCAUUUUCUUGGUACAUAGUACUGCUCCAUGUGGAUCUAUCACCGGUGAUCAACUUCCAGAACACCUGUAGGCUACAAACCUGUUUUAUGUUAUUCGCAUUCUGGGACGUUAUGCUUUUAGCAUAACACUGCUGGGUAAGGUGCCAACCAUUGCACCUUUUCACCAUCGGUAUCCUUUUGAUGAUCUGCACACCAUUUCUCUAUUUGUCUUUUUCUAUUAUAUUAUACUAAGGUAGAUAGAGCCCUAUUUUAAGCCAGACAUUGUAUUUGAAAUCUAACAAAGAGGGUUGGUCCCAGUCACCAGUUUCCUAUAACUUUUUAUUAUAGAUUCUUUAACAUUUGCAAAAAUACCCAUGGGAAUAAAAAUAAUAAAACUAAACGUUUCAAUUUUUUUCUUUUUCUCCCCAUAUGUUUUUUUUUAAAUUUGCAUGGAUCUAUAAUAAGUUAUUUUUUAUAGGAAGCUUGUGACUGGGACCAACCCUUUAUGUUUGGGAUUUGAAAUAUUCCCACAUAGAAACUGUCCCACUCAGUUCCAAGCCAUCCGUGCUCUCCUGGGAAUAAUGCAUGACCUGAUUCCACUCGUAUCCAGACUGGUGUUUUUUUUGUUUUGUUUUUUUCUUAUUGUAUUUCAAAGCAAACUUUCAGUUGACCAUGAAGCCAGGAUAAAUAAUUCUGAUUGUUAUUAUUAUUACUAUCCAACAGAUGCUGACACUACAGAAAGUAGAGCACUAACAAACUAAGGCUCAAGACCCAGAGUAUAUCUCUCCAUACACACAUAUAAAAUGAUUAAUAUACAUACAGUGGGGAGAACAAGUAUUUGAUACACUGCCGAUUUUGCAGGUUUUCCUACUUUCAAAGCCCGUAAAG
This is a messenger RNA of Hyla sarda, 2796 nucleotides long. It is a transcript of the gene DOK6, whose product is annotated as docking protein 6. NCBI's taxonomy places the organism in Eukaryota, Metazoa, Chordata, Amphibia, Anura, Hylidae. Bases 221 to 1429 code for a protein of 402 amino acids. The transcript is spliced from 9 exons. Gene Ontology annotation, biological process: positive regulation of MAPK cascade; cell surface receptor protein tyrosine kinase signaling pathway. Gene Ontology annotation, cellular component: cytoplasm. The record is from RefSeq and is a predicted model, not a curated record.